AUGGAGCCAAGACCUGCCACCAGAUACAAGGAGAAUGUACCCCCAAAGAUUGUGACCGUCCUGGGGCCAGAGCUGAAGAGACCCUGGAGGAACAUGGACAUCAGCCUGGGGAAUAGAGGAGGCCGGAGGAUGCCCGUAUGCCAGGCUGCUACACGCCCCCAAGGCUCAGUGUUAUGCCAGAAACCCUACCAAGUUCAAAGUAAUCUGGCCAGCCCCCGCCCCCACCUGGCCCCUGCCCUGAAGGACACAACCAACCAACUAGGUGACACAGGUCUUUGGCAACAGAGUAACCUACAGCUUCCAGCAGGGAGGUCCCCGGGGAGGCCCCGAAAGCCCUUUGCACAGCAGAGUAACUUGUGCUACAGAGGAAUCCCUAGUCCUCAUUUGCGCAACAGCUGCCUGCCACCAACAGGCCCAUCCUCCUGCCAGAGGCAGACACUCCAGGUCACAGACACCCUCUGCUUGGACCUGAGACUCUCUGGGGGCUUGGCACCUCUUGACAAGUACACACGGCCUGGCCCCAGGCCCUGGUGUGGUUCAGGGAGCAGGGUACCCAGGCUCUUGGGGGAGCCCCUUACCUUGGAGGAUCUGUCUGUGUCUGUCCACAGCUCCGCGAGGCCUGGCUGGAGGCAGCAUGGGGACAGCAUGCAGAAGCCCUGCAGGCCUGGAGCUUCCAAGAGGUGCUUUAGGGCCUGGCAACGGCUCACUCAAAGAGCAGCCCAGUACAGGAGACACCUGGCCCGCCAAAGAGCGAGGCUCCUGAGGAUAUGCCUGGGACAGUGGAUGAAGAUGAGGCAACUCCAGGCCUCAGAUGUGGCAAAGGUGGCUCAGUUGGCCUUCUACCAGCGGAGGGCAGGGAAUAAGGCCCUCAGCAUCUUAGUCCCAGGAACUGCCACCACCCAUUGCCUGGAGACAGUGGUCCAGGCCCAGCAGCUACCCAUGGAGCCAGGUCGGUGCUCCCUAUGGGAAGCCUGCCAAAUGUUGGCCCUGCACCGGGUCCUGCUGCUCUGGAGGACGCGACUCUACCAGCACCAGCAAGCCAUCUCCUUUUUGCAGGGCAUGCAGAAGCGGGUUCUGCAGUACCUCCUGAAGCAGUGGCGCUUGAGGGUCUGGGGUCCGGACCCUCCCUCAAGCAGCCUGGAGACCAUGUUAGCACUGGAGCCAUGGGACAACAGCCUGGGAGGGGAGGCUUGGCCCAGCUGCAGAACAUCAGGAGGGUCACUGGAGAAGGGCCCCCACCCUCCUGGAGGCUUCCUGGUCGGUGUCCUGUGGGCAGCCGGGCCAGAAGAGGGACUGUGCCCUCUUCCCUGGCAGGUGCGGGUCCAGCAGACUCAGGGAGCAGUGAGGUGGUACAGGCGUACCCUCCAGAGGCGUAUCCUCAGCUGGAGCCACUGGACCGCAGGUCAACGGCCCGGGAGAGAGCUAGCUGCUCACUGGGCUCAGAACCUCAGGCCUGUGAUGGGCAAGUGCAGAAGAGUCCAGGAUCUGGGUCAGGGGCUGGUGCCAGUGGCCCUGGCAGACUAUUUCCAGGCCUGGUGUGAACGCAUGAGCGACGUAGAAGCGUCCCAGGGCCAGCAUCAAGGACAAGCCUUCCAGGACGACCUGAGAAGAGGCCUGGGGGCCACACUUGCUAGCUCACAGGAGGCCUGCAGAGCGGGGCCCCUGGCACAGGAUCGCAUGUGCACCGAGGCGCUGCUGCCCCCUCCCACACUCAGCACACACAUCACCAGGCCUAAAAUGCAGUUACAGCUGGAGAGAUGGUUCCAUGUUCCUUGGGCCAUCCUCCAACCUGGGUACCUGAGGGUGGCCACUGCUCCCCCAAACCAAGGCUUAUCCUCUCGACGCAAUUCUCCUCUCCAGGAACAGGCACCGACAGUGUCGUCGGUGGAUCCAGGCUUCGCAGCGGGCCAGGUGCCUGGCAAGGGCAUGGCAGCUCUGGGUAGAUGUUUACUGGGCGGAGCAGCUGUCUCGGACCCUGGUAGGUGGGCUUAUUUCUCCCUGGGGCGGCAGAAGUACAAGGGCUAUGGCUGCCAGGACGGCAAAGAGUCUUUUCUGUCAACUCUCUCUGUAGCUCAGACAGUGGCACCUGGACCAGGCCUGGAGGACAUGGCGGAAAAGGGUCCUUCAGCUGCAGGUGGCUCAGCGGUUACUCCAGCAGGAAGAAGCUGGGCCUUUGGAAAGUGGUACCGACGCCUGGUAGCCAAGAGCCCACGAGCAGAACCAGACAUAGCAGGUGUGGAGCAGAGCAGGGCCCAGCAGCAGCUGUGCUGUGAGCUACGCCGCCCGAGAAACAAACAGAACUGGGCCAGGCCCACAGCUGGAGGCUCAGCUCCCAGAGCUCUGGGGGCACAAUAA
This is a messenger RNA of Microtus ochrogaster (prairie vole), 2355 nucleotides long. RefSeq names its product chromosome 10 C1orf167 homolog (gene C11H1orf167). Lineage: Eukaryota; Metazoa; Chordata; Mammalia; Rodentia; Cricetidae. Gene Ontology annotation, biological process: regulation of DNA-templated transcription. Gene Ontology annotation, cellular component: transcription regulator complex. The record is from RefSeq and is a predicted model, not a curated record.